AUGAGUAAUUUUUUUGUGGAAAGCGAAGAAGGUAUAUUUGUAGAAAAAGAGGAGGCCGUGCUUGAAGAAACGGAAAAUGCAAAUAAGAAAAGCAAAAGUGUAGAACUUGAGAAAAACGGAAUUAUAGAGUUUGAGGAAAAUGAUGAUAAGGCCACGCUUGAAGAAUAUGAAGAGGCCACGCUUGAAGAAAAUGAAGAGGCCACACUUAAAUUUUAUACGUCUCAAUCUUUAACCACUAAUGAAAGACAUGUACUUCUCUUCAAUAUUGGUGAACCAUUUGAAGUUUCAAUGCGUGAUUUUGAUAAUGAAUGGUGGCCGCUUGUUUCAAAUAUUUGGACCAGGUUUAGCUACAAAAAUCAUAAUAAUG
This is a messenger RNA of Racocetra persica, 367 nucleotides long. The record is from the annotation of a GenBank genome assembly. Lineage: Eukaryota; Fungi; Glomeromycota; Glomeromycetes; Diversisporales; Gigasporaceae.